Molecule: messenger RNA, 2808 nt
Organism: [Candida] anglica
Lineage: Eukaryota; Fungi; Ascomycota; Pichiomycetes; Serinales; Debaryomycetaceae
Source: the annotation of a GenBank genome assembly
AUGUCUAAUAGAAGAAGGGCAUACCCACAGCCUCAAUAUUCUGCUGCAAGCGGAGCUCCACCUGCUGGUUUUGUAGCCGGUGUAUCACCAUAUGGCGGUGUUGAUCAAUUAGGUCAACAAUUUCAAAACCUCCAAGUUGGUGCCCCUGGCAUUGCCCCUGGUGUUGCCCCAGGUGCCAAUGGUGCUUCUGGAAUCCCUCCAGCUGGAGCCAAUGCCUACCAGUAUGGCCAACCUGCUGGUGUACAACCUCAGGCCCAAGUCCCUGUGCAACAACCAUACCAACAACAACAACAGCCAGGUCAAGGUUAUGACUACACUGCCGGAUAUAAUGCUCCAACGAACGGAUAUCAAGCACAAGGUGCUGCAGGUGCCGCUUAUGGUGCAUCUGGAUAUGGGCAAACUCCAGCUCUUCCUUUGAACCAACUCUACACUGCAGACUUGUUGAAAGAAUUGCCACCAUCAAUCAGUGAUUUAUCAUUACCACCACCUCCAUUAGUUUUGCCAGCAAAUUCUGCUCUUGUACCAACCUCAGAGCUGUCCAAUGCUUCUCCGGAAUAUUUCAGAUCUACCAUGAAUGUGAUUCCAAACAACAAUUCACUCGCAAAGAAAUCUAAGUUGCCAAUGGCUCUUGUUGUUAGACCAUACAAUGCUUUAAAGAUUGAAGACGAAAAUGUUCCAGUUACAUCUGACACUAUCAUUAGUAGAUGUCGUCGUUGUCGUGGUUACAUCAAUCCUUUCGUUACCUUAACUGAACAAGGUAGACGUUGGAGAUGUAACUUCUGUAACUUACUUAACGAUAUCCCAAGCUCUUUCGAAUACGAUGAAGUUAGUGGUACCUCUAAGAACAAGUUUAGUAGAGUUGAAUUAAACCAUUCCGUUGUUGAAUUCGUUGCACCAAAGGAAUAUAUGGCAAGAUCACCUCAACCAAUUGUUUACACCUUCAUCAUUGAUGUUUCUAUUGAAGCUGUAUCCACUGGUUUGACUGGAACUAUUACCAGAACUAUUUUGGAAAGCUUGGACCGUAUUCCUAACCAAAACAACACUGCCAGAGUUGCCUUCAUUGGUGUUGAUUCGAGUUUGCACUACUUCAGAUUCAACGAAGGCUUGGAAGGUACCGAAGUAUUGAUUGUCUCUGACAUAGAUGAACCAUUUUUGCCAUCUCCAGAUGGAUUAUUGGUCAAUUUGAACGAAAAUAGACCAGCAAUUGAGAAAUUGUUAGUUGAUUUCCCAUCUUACUUUGAAAACACUGCCAACAAUAAAUUCGCUCUUGGUCCAGCAUUGAGAGCUGCUCACAAGAUGAUUUCAAACAUUGGUGGUAAGUUAGUUUGUUUCGCUGCAUCUUUACCAAAUAUUGGUGAAGGUAAGUUACAAGCUAGAGAAGAUCCUAAUGUAUCUGGAAAGGCAAAGGAAUCUCAACUCUUGUCAGCUGCUGAUAGUUUCUACAAGAGUUUUGCAGUGGAAUGUAACUCUGCUCAGGUGACUGUGGACUUGUUCUUGACUUCCGGUAAAUACCAAGACGUUGCUUCGUUAUCGAACUUACCACGUUUCACUGCCGGUCAAACUCACUUUUACCCUGCAUGGACCUCUGGUAAGAUGGAAGACGUCACAAAGUUAUCUAAGGAAGUAUCCGAUCAUUUGUCUAUGGAUAUCGCUUUGGAAGCUGUAUUAAGGGUUAGAGGAUCAACUGGUCUUAGAAUGAGUUCUUUCUAUGGUAACUUCUUCAACAGAUCUUCUGAUUUGUGUUCAUUCCCAACUUUCCCAAGAGAUCAAAGUUAUGUUAUUGAAAUGUCUAUAGAAGAAAACAUCGCUAAGCCUGUUGUUUACUUCCAAGCAGCUGUUUUACAUUCUACUUGUUUCGGUGAAAGAAGAAUUAGAGUCAUGAACUUGGCCAUUCCAACAUCUUCUAAGUUGGAUGAUAUAUAUGCUUCUGCUGAUCAAUUGGCUAUCACUAACUACUACACUCACAAAGCUAUUGAAAAGGCUAUCUCUUCAUCAUUGGCUGAUGCUAGGGAUUACUUAUCCAAAUCUUUGAUUGAUAUUUUGAAUGUCUACAAGAAAGAAUUGGUGGCCGGUAAUGUUGCAGGAUCAUCUCCAUUGCAAUUAUCCACCAACUUGAGAAUGUUGCCAUUAUUAUUAUUUUCUUUGACUAAACAUUUGGGUUUUAGAAAUGAUCGUGUUCCAUCUGAUCUUAGAUCCAAUGCUCUUAACGCUUUGGGAUCAUUGCCAAUUCCACAUUUAAUUAAAUACAUUUAUCCUACUGUUUAUUCAUUGCACAACAUGGAUGAUGGAUGUGGUUUGCCAGAACAAAUAGUUAACGUUGAUGAAGAAACUGGGGAAGAAGUUACUACUACUUCUACUGAAAUCUUGUUACCUGAACCAAUGAACGAUACUAGAUCUGGUUGGGAAAACUAUGGGUUAUACUUGAUUGAUAACUCCACUGAAUUGUUCUUGUGGGUGUCUGGUGAUGUUGUUCCAGGUUUAGUAUAUGAUCUUUUCGGUACUGACAACUUGUACGAAGUCCCAACUGGUAAGACUGAAUUACCAGAAUAUUCUUUCGAAGAGUCUGAAUUUAACUACAGAGUUCGCCAAAUUAUUGGUAAGAUAAGAGAAAAUCCAGAUUCUAUUACUUGGAAGAAUUUAUAUGUUGUUAUUGGUGGUUCUUCUAAUGAACCAAUUGAAAUCACUAACCAGCGUGACUUGCAAGCUUUGAGAAUGUGGGCAUUGAGUUGUUUGAUUGAAGAUAAGACACAAAACGAACAAGGAUACAGAGAAUUCUUGAGUGCUUUAAAGACUAAAGUCUCCCAAUGA